This is a messenger RNA of Apodemus sylvaticus (European woodmouse), 2230 nucleotides long. RefSeq names its product quiescin sulfhydryl oxidase 2 (gene Qsox2). Gene Ontology annotation, cellular component: Golgi membrane. NCBI's taxonomy places the organism in Eukaryota, Metazoa, Chordata, Mammalia, Rodentia, Muridae. The record is from RefSeq and is a predicted model, not a curated record. The transcript has 12 exons. Gene Ontology annotation, biological process: protein folding. Gene Ontology annotation, molecular function: flavin-dependent sulfhydryl oxidase activity; protein disulfide isomerase activity. Bases 36 to 2111 code for a protein of 691 amino acids.
GGGUGAAAGGUCAACGCGCCGGCGGCACUCCCAACAUGGCUGCCGCCCGGGCUGUGGCGCGCGGUCCCGGAGCUGAUGCGCGGCGGCCACCCUCUCUUCGAGCCGCGCGGCUGCCGCGACUGCUCUUGCUGCUGGCGGUGGCGGCGGCAGUGGGGCCCCGGGAGGGCGGCGGGGCGCGGCUUUACCGCGAGGGCGAGGACGCUGUGUGGUUGCUGGACAGCGGCAGCGUGCGGUCGGCCACGGGCAACAGCUCAGCCGCGUGGCUGGUGCAGUUCCAUUCGUCGUGGUGCGGCCACUGCAUCGGCUACGCACCCACCUGGCGAGCGCUGGCGGCGGACGUGCGAGACUGGGCUGCUGCCAUCCGUGUCGCUGCUCUGGACUGUGCAGAAGAAAAGAACCAGGAUGUGUGCCGCACAUAUGACAUCCACUUCUACCCCACCUUCAGGUAUUUUAAAGCGUUUACAAAGGAGUUUACAACUGGAGAGAACUUUAAAGGACCUGACAGGGAACUGCGGACAGUCAGGCAGACAAUGAUCGACUUCCUGCAGAACCACACUGAGGGCACCCGGCCUCCUGCAUGCCCACCCCUGGACCCUAUUCAGUCCAGUGACAUCCUUUCCUUCCUGGACAGCCACAGUGGCCAAUACCAUGCCAUUGUGUUUGAAAGCAAUGGCUCUUAUGUUGGACGAGAGGUGAUCUUGGAUUUGAUUCCAUAUGACAACAUCAUGGUGAGCAGAGUACUGGAUACGGACAAAGCAUUUCUGGGGACACUUGGCAUCUCUUCAGUUCCUUCCUGUUACUUGAUUUACCCAAAUGGGUCUCACGGACUAGUUAAUGUUGCGAAGCCGCUACGCUCGUUUUUCUCCUCUUACUUAAAAUCCCUGCCAGAUGUGAGGAAAAAGUUACGUUCCUUUCCUGAAAAGUCCAACAAAGAAGAAAAGUCAGAGGUUGUGGUUUGGAAAGAAUUUAACAGGGCCAAGCUGUACACUGCAGACCUGGAGUCAGGACUUCACUACCUGCUGAGAGUGGAGCUGGCUGCCCACAAGUCCCUGGCCGGAGCCCAGUUAAAGACAUUCAGGGACUUCGUGACUGUCGUUGCCAAGCUAUUCCCUGGCCGGCCACCAGUCAAGAAGCUGUUGGAGACCCUGCAGGAGUGGUUGGCCAACCUGCCCCUGGACAAGAUUCCAUAUAAUGCCAUCCUCGACCUAGUCAACAACAAAAUGCAGAUUUCUGGAAUCUUUCUUACCAGCCACAUAAAUUGGGUAGGAUGUCAAGGAAGCCGAUUGGAGCUGAGGGGCUACCCAUGCUCCCUCUGGAAGCUGUUUCACACUCUGACGGUUCAGGCCUCCAUCCACCCAGAAGCGCUAGUUGGUACAGGCUUUGAAGGUGACCCCCAGGCUGUGUUGCAGACCAUGAGGAGAUACAUUCGAACAUUCUUUGGGUGCAAAGAAUGUGGUGAACAUUUUGAGGAAAUGGCUAAGGAGUCCAUGGAUUCUGUGAAAACUCCAGACCAAGCUGUUGUCUGGCUUUGGAGGAAGCACAACAUGGUAAACAGCCGCCUGGCAGGCCAUUUGAGUGAGGAUCCCAAGUUUCCAAAGGUUCCAUGGCCCACUCCAGACCUCUGCCCAGCCUGCCAUGAAGAAAUUAAAGGCCUGGACAGCUGGAAUGAAGGCCAGGUGCUUGUGUUCCUGAAGCAGCACUAUAGCCGGGACAACCUGGUGGACACGUACUCUGUGGACCAGGGCAGUCCUGGUGAGUGGGAAGCCCAGGGCAGAGAGCAAGAAGGCGAAGGCCUUAACCCCUCAGGGACGUCCUGGAGACGCAGCGACACUGAGAGUCUCCGUCUACCCCAGGUUCCGGGCCCCAGAACUGACCUGUCCAAGAGCCCGCACCACAGGCUGGACCUAAGACUCCAGAGCCCUGAGGGCCCCCAGGCACGUAAGGAGGCCAAGGCAGUCGUGCCCUUCCUUGGGGUUGGCUUUUCCAGUCUGGACAUGAGCCUCUGUGUGCUGCUCUACGUGGCCUCCUCCCUGUUCCUGAUGAUCAUGUACUUCUUCUUCAGAGUAAGGUCCAAGCGAUGGAAAGUUCGGCUCUACCACCCAGCUGUGUAGAGCACCAGGGGCAGCAGUACUGGCGACACAGAGGAAGCCUUUGAAACCACCCACACACCUGCAGCUGUAAUGUUGGGAUCAGGGAUUCUGCAAAUGUGCCCAGCAUGGUGUCUGGAGGA